AUGCCCAGACAAACAAGAGGUACUGGACCUCCUAGGGUUGCGGCAACCGGACUGAAUGGUGUCCUAUUAACUCGGUCUACAGGUGCAGUUCAGACUGAAGGAGCUUUUGUCAGGGGAGGAAAAGGAGGAAGUGGUGCUUCCCAAGGAGCGGUUUUUGGAGCAGCUCUCGGGAUGACGUUGGGUAGUAGCGGAGUAUAA
This is a messenger RNA of Sungouiella intermedia, 198 nucleotides long. Lineage: Eukaryota; Fungi; Ascomycota; Pichiomycetes; Serinales; Metschnikowiaceae. The record is from the annotation of a GenBank genome assembly.